UGGUGCCGCAGGAAGAGGGCGUGGUUAGGACACGUGGGGUAGCAGUGACGUCAGGGGUAACGGCUCCGGCGGGCGGGUCCAAUUGCCCGCUUCACUUGCCGAGCGGGGCGGUGUCCGCACAUCAUCGUGGCGGCUGAGGGACGGAGGUCGGUGCUCAAGAACCAUGGAACACAGCUUUCUGAAGUUUCUGCUCCUCGUCUCACUCUGCUCAGCCUUUGGGUCUGCCCUGCAGUGCUACGUGUGUGAAACUGAGGAAGACUCUCUGUGCAAAACACAGUCAUGUAUCACUGGCCAGAAUGCCUGCCUCAACGUCACCUUCCACACCAAACAGUUUUUCCGUCGCUGCUGGAACAAGAGUAAGUGCAACAUCAAAGAUAUCCAAUCGGAGUUUAAUAUCGAAUCGGGUCUGAGUUUAUCCUGCUGCAGCUGGGACCUCUGCAACUCCAAGAGUGGUGUCGCCCCCGGAGCUCCUGUACAUUCCUUGCUGGGGCUGCUCUCGACUUUUGCCAGUCUGCAUUUGUUCUGCUUCAGAAGCUGAAAACGCUCCAUUCCCUCCUGUAAUCACAUUUUCCAAUUCACAAUGAAGGAAGGAAGAAUUGUCCUGUGCUGAGUUACAAAUAAGCCAGUAAGCGUAUGUGGUCUCUGUGGCAGCAUUGUGUUUGUCCUCAUUUUCUCAUCUGGCCUGCUGCUGAAAAGAGCCAGCACUGUCCCUGUCCAGAAGAUCGGGGUCAUGUGCUUGCUGCCAGUAAACCAACACAGCCUGCUUCCCUGCACUGGACAGCAUCUAACUCCAUAUCAUUUGGGAGUGUGAAUGGCUUUUGUCAUGUGGCCCAGCCCAGGCUUGUGCUAAUGAUAUCUAACCAUCCCAUUGCGGUUUAUUUUACUACCCCCUCUCGCUUGUAAUCCCAAGGCUGACUUAACUAGUAACUGGAAUGGACAGACUGAAUCUGUCCUCAUUCUGCCUAACCCAGAAGUAUAAGCAGCAGCUAAUCAUAGCUUGGUUGCUUAUUAAUUUACAAUGAUGUGGGGUAAAAAUGAUUUGUACAUUGUAAGAAACACUUGGCUGAUGCUUUUGUACUGUAUUUUGCAAUAUUGAUGACAAAUAAAAGCCUUUUGGGGAAAGCAGGGUUU
Hypanus sabinus (Atlantic stingray) is the source of this 1131-nucleotide messenger RNA. Its product is annotated as CD59 glycoprotein-like. The record is from RefSeq and is a predicted model, not a curated record. The transcript has 4 exons. NCBI's taxonomy places the organism in Eukaryota, Metazoa, Chordata, Chondrichthyes, Myliobatiformes, Dasyatidae. The coding region runs from base 164 to 538 and encodes 124 amino acids.